Molecule: messenger RNA, 5600 nt
Organism: Betta splendens (Siamese fighting fish)
Lineage: Eukaryota; Metazoa; Chordata; Actinopteri; Anabantiformes; Osphronemidae
Gene: megf11
Product: multiple EGF-like-domains 11
Exons: 26
Coding region: 373-4155 (1260 amino acids)
Cellular component (GO): membrane
Molecular function (GO): protein binding
Source: RefSeq, a predicted model, not a curated record
GUGAAGGAGAGGAGAGAGAAGAGGGAGGAAGCAGCUGCGCCUCCUCUCCCAGCACUUGACUUCUGCGCGCUGUUGUUGUGUCAGGAAAAAAAAAAAAAACACCCAAACUCACAGAAACUCGGCGCUCCACGCCGCGUGCGUGCCGACUUUCACGCUCCUCGGAGAUGGAACCCCGCGCCGCACCGUGGACCUGCUGAAUCCCGCUUGGUCGAGGGCGACAACUUUGAAUCGCAAGUCUCCCGACGGAUCUGUGACCUGUCAUCACCUCUCCCAGCGCGAGCGUCUGAGCUCUCGUGUCACUUUGCGCUUCCCGAACCUCCCGAGCAUCCACAAAAAGCACCCGGGGAUCACAGGCUGUGAGAUUAGUGAAGGAUGGGGUUAUCUGAUGCCCCGCUGACCCUGCUGUUUGUCCUGGGCCUCGCCACCGGUGCAUGGAGCCUGAACCCCGAUGACCCCAACGUGUGCAGCCACUGGGAGAGCUACGCUGUGACUGUGCAGGAAUCCUACGCUCACCCAUUCGACCAGAUCUACUACACCCGAUGCACCGACAUCCUCAACUGGUUCAAAUGCACAAGGCACAGGAUCAGCUAUAAGACGGCUUACCGGCGGGGAGUGAGGACCAUGUAUAGGCGCCGCUCGCAGUGUUGCCCUGGUUACUUCGAGAGCGGAGACUUGUGUGUUCCUCUGUGCACAGAGGAGUGCGUCCACGGCCGCUGCGUCUCUCCAGACACAUGCCAGUGCGAGCCCGGAUGGGGGGGACUGGACUGCUCCAGUGCAAACACAGCCAAUGGAACAGGCUGUGAGAGCGACUACUGGGGGCCCCACUGCAGUAACCGGUGCCAGUGCCAAAACGGGGCCAAGUGCAACCCCAUCACCGGCGCCUGCGUCUGCACCGACGGCUACCAGGGCUGGCGCUGCGAGGAGCCCUGCGAGCGCGGCUACUACGGCAAGGUGUGCCAGCUGCCCUGCCAGUGCCUCAACGGCGCCACGUGCAACCACGAGACGGGGGAGUGCGUCUGUGCACCGGGCUACACCGGGGCCUUCUGCGGCGAGCGCUGCCCCUCCGGCAGCCACGGGCCCCAGUGUGAGCAGCGCUGCCCCUGUCAGAACGGAGGAACGUGCCACCACAUCACCGGCGACUGCGCGUGCCCCGCCGGCUGGACGGGUUCGGUCUGCGCUCAGCCCUGUCCUCUGGGAAAGUACGGCAUCAACUGCAGCAAGGACUGCUCCUGUCGGAACGGGGGCCUGUGCGACCACGUCACGGGCCAGUGCCAGUGCGCGGCGGGCUUCAGCGGACGCAGGUGUCAGGAUGACUGUCCUGUGGGCACCUUUGGCUCACAGUGCAACCAGAGGUGCGAAUGCCAGAAUGGAGCCAAGUGCCACCACAUUAACGGCGCCUGUCUGUGUGAAACGGGCUUUAAGGGGCCUAAUUGCCAGGAGAGAUUUUGCCCCCCGGGUCUCUACGGCCUCAUCUGUGACAAGUACUGCCCCUGUAAUAGCACCAACACCGUGAGCUGCCACCCCCUUUCUGGCGAAUGCACCUGCUCUGCAGGAUGGACAGGGCUCUACUGUAAUGAGACCUGUCCGCCCGGGUUCUACGGAGAGGGAUGCAUGCUCCCUUGCAGCUGCACCAACGGAGCCGACUGCCAUCCUGUCACAGGUGCAUGCAUCUGCACCCCAGGGUUCAUGGGCGAAGACUGCUCCGCGGCGUGUCCCCCCGGCCUGUUCGGCCCCAGCUGCAUGUCCACCUGCUCCUGCCACAACCACGCGUCCUGCUCCCCCGCGGACGGCUCCUGCAUCUGCAGGGAGGGCUGGCGGGGUGUGGACUGCUCCAUCCAGUGUUCCAGCGGCACAUGGGGCCUGGGCUGCAAUCAGACAUGCUUAUGCGCCAACGGCGCCGCGUGCGACCCUGUGGACGGCACCUGCACAUGUGCCCCAGGAUGGAGGGGAGAGCGCUGCGACGAGUCGUGCCCCGACGGCACCUUCGGGCUGGAGUGUCGCGAGCGCUGCGACUGCAGCCACGCCGACGGCUGCGACCCAGUGAGUGGAUACUGCCGCUGCUACCCCGGCUGGACAGGAAUCCACUGUGAUAAUGUGUGCCCACAAGGCUUCUGGGGACCCAACUGUUCCGUCAGCUGCUCCUGUCAGAACGGAGGGUCCUGCUCGCCGGAGGACGGCACAUGUGUGUGCGCACCUGGAUACCGAGGGACCUCCUGCAAGCGCGUCUGCUCCCCGGGCUUCUACGGGCACCGCUGCAGCCAGUCGUGUCCCCAGUGCGUGCACAGCACCGGGCCCUGCCACCACGUCACGGGCCACUGCGAGUGCCUGUCCGGCUUCACCGGCCCGCUGUGCAACCAAGUGUGCGCCAGCGGCAGGUACGGGAGGGCCUGCGCCGAGAUCUGCCUCUGCACCAACAACGGCACCUGCAACCCCAUCGACGGCUCCUGCCAGUGCUUCCCCGGCUGGAUCGGGGAGGACUGCUCCCAGGGUACACGCGCUCCUGCCGCCUCCUCAUCGUCUCCACUCCCGCUUCCUCUCUCUCUCUCUCUCUCUCUCUCUCUCUCUCUCUCACACACACACACUUCACACCAUCGCCAUGGCUCCGCACCUCCCGAGAGCUACGUCAGCUACACCGUUGUAAUAUUCUAUUGUGUUCAUUCACAGCACUAUAGGCUGGAGGUCAUUAGCACAGCUUUGAGAUGCCGAGUCAUGGGAGACCUGAUUUGUGUUUCUACUCCAUCAACUACUCAGGCAAAUAUGUGUGCAGACUAUUUAGGCAUUGCCUCCAACCCAUGCGUGCGAUGUGCAAGUGAGUGUGCGCAUGCGUGCAGCCUCCUGAGUUUGACUGUGUCUCUGGCGUCUGCAGCCUGCACAUCUGGGCACUGGGGCCCCGAUUGUCUGAACUCGUGUAACUGUCACAACGGAGCCCAGUGCAGCGUCUACGACGGGGAGUGCAGGUGCAGCCCCGGCUGGACCGGACUCUACUGCACGCAGCGGUGUCCUUCAGGCUUCUAUGGCAGGGACUGCUCUGACGUGUGCCGCUGCCAGAACGGCGCAGACUGUGACCACAUCACCGGCCAGUGCGCCUGCAGAACGGGCUUCAUGGGGACGGGCUGCGAGCAGAAGUGCCCUGCUGGUACAUUCGGAUACGGCUGCCAGCAGCUGUGCGAGUGCUUGAACAACGCUACCUGUGACUACGUGACGGGGACGUGCUACUGCAGCCCGGGCUACAAAGGCAUCCGGUGCGACCAAGCAGCUCUGAUGAUGGAGGAGCUGAACCCGUACACCAAAAUCAGCCCGGCGCGAGGCUCCGAGCGCCAGUCUGCGGGCGCCGUCAUGGGCAUCAUCUUCCUCCUCCUCAUCAUCAUGGCCAUGCUCAGCCUGUUCGUGUGGUACAGACAGAGGCAGCGGGACAAGGGGCAGGAGAUGCAGCCCAGCGUGUCCUACACGCAGGCGCUGCACAUCACCAACACUGACUAUUCGCUGUCUGAGUGCGGGAGUACGGUGGCGAUGAGGACCGGCGCCGCUGAGGCCAACCAGAACCAGAGCAGCGGCAGCGGCGCCGGCGGCCAGUGCUUCUCCAACCCCAGCUACCACACCGUGGCCCAGUGCAACGUGGUCUCCACCAUCUCCAGCAACCUGGACGGCACGCUGACGCUCAAGCCGGGCACCCUGAAGGGCAGGAGCGGCUCGGAGUGGAGGGCCUACUGCAACCUCAGCGACAUAGAUGUUCAACAGGGAGAGACACAAACGCAGAGAGGUUCCAGAAAAGAUUACAUCAAAGGCUCCGUGUGCAGCAACAGCUCCUGUUCCCCGAAUAGUGAGAAUCCAUAUGCCACCAUUAGAGACCCGCCAGGGCUCACUUGCAAGCACACAGAGAGCAGCUAUGUGGAGAUGAAGUCCCCCUCCCACCGCGAAGUGCCCUUUGGAGGCACGGCCACCCUCCUGGGCAGUGCGGGCAGGAGUGCCUAUGAUGCUGAGCCCACCGUCAGCGUGCUGCAGGGGCCCAACGGAAUGGCCACGGGCUUCUCCCAGAGCCCGUACGACCUGCCCCGCGGCGGCCACGUCCCCGGCCACUACGACAUCCUGCCCAUGCGCCACAGCCCCAUGCACGCGUCCCCGCCGCGCCCGGAGAGCCCCAGCUCCCUGCUGUAGGGGGUGGGGGCGUCCCCCGCCCCCACCCGGCCCAGACGUGGAGACGGACGGACGGCUCCUCUGGACGCCGCGCUCUCAGGGUGUUUUCGUGGCCCUGGACGAGGGAGCGGAGGACAGAGCGUCCCACACACCAGCGACCACUCGCCCCUUUUAGUCGCUCCGACUGCCGCCUGUCCUGUUGGUGGAGCACAAAGGCCCCAGCGCUGACGGAGGCCCACUGGGAUCGGGCGGACAGAUUAUUUACAGCGAGAGGAAUUCUCACCCUCAUUUCAUGCCCUCGAUAAAGAUUUACUAUCACAGGGCACCCGAGUGUUUAUAAUAUCCCCGAAAUGGAAGUUAUUUUCUCAGCAGGAUUGGAAGGUGUCGAAACCUUGACCGCGUCAACGGAGGCGAUGGUUUACCGCACACAGACGUCAGAGUUCAUGGCUGGUGACUGUGCAUCGGCUGCAGAGCGCAGCAGCUCAUGCGAGGGGAUCCGCAUCGUCUGAAGUUAUGAGGUGCGAUGGAGCAGGGAGCGCGCGUGGCCGUAGAUAGAAGGACGGUGGAUGCUCACACUGUGCGAUACUAAUGGGAUCCGGCUGAGGCUCAAGCGAUUCCUCACAGUUGCAGAGCAGGCUUGCGGUGUGUGGAGAUGCAUUCAGGUGUGUGUGUUUAUUGCAUUAAUGAGCGUUACACGUGUAUAGUCGGUCUAAAGGUUGGAUUUCUCCCCCCAAUGAUGACGUGAUCAGCUCUUGUUGUUUUCUAUGUGAAACCAUGUUUUUUUUUCUUGCAAACGUCUUAGUUUACAUUUUGAAGUACUUGAUGUGAAGAAGGGAGUUGCUUUGAAUUUUUAUCAUUUAUUAAUAUAGCUAAUUGCUUUAUUCAUAGGUUUUUAUCAGUAGUGGUGACUUUUUAUUAUUGUGACACUAGAAUAAAAAUAAAAGAUGAGCAUGAUCAGAAAAUGGAAACCCACAGAUGUAGAUAACAACACUUAUCUUCUCGUGAGACGAUCCGUGUCAUUUUGUGAACUGUUUUUGAAUUUACCUAAAAUGUUCUUUCUCUCUCGCUGUCAGAAUGUAAAUUUAAAAUAAGGUUUUAAGCCACUGACUCUUGACCCACAAAUAACCUGUGCAGUAUUUAUAAAGGGAACUGAUGUAUUAUUGUAAAAAAAAACUAUUUAAGAAUAUUUUAUGUUUGUAUCAGGCUAAUCACUUUCUUUAUUUAUUGAACUGAAUUUAUUCAUUCACUAUGUGAAUUCCAUUUCAUCCUCUGUAGAAGCAAUAACAUGUUGACAAUCGAUCAGCAUUUCAUUAGUGCUGGACAUGUUGCCAUCUCUGGCCAGUGUGGUGAUAUGUUACGUGACUUUUUGUUUCCUGAGGAAGGUUUCUCCAGUUGCUGUCAUUCCAUUUCUGCUUGUCGUUUUCAUACACAUGUUUUAAAUUAAAAGCCUAUUCUGCCAUCAUGAA